Molecule: messenger RNA, 1818 nt
Organism: Fusarium keratoplasticum
Lineage: Eukaryota; Fungi; Ascomycota; Sordariomycetes; Hypocreales; Nectriaceae
Exons: 1
Coding region: 1-1818 (605 amino acids)
Molecular function (GO): protein binding
Source: RefSeq, a predicted model, not a curated record
AUGGCGUCCCCCCUCGAGUCUCUCCCUGUGGAGCUGUUUGAGACCAUCAUCCAACAGACCGACCUCGUCGAAAUUUGGCGCCUUCAGCAAUGCAAUUCCGCCCUCGAAACAACAUUGGACCCCUACAUGAUAGCUGAACCCCACGCUGUCCACAAACUCAUGGCUUGGGGCUGCCUCAGGGGUAACAUGUGGGCUAUCAAGAAGGCUCCCUCGCUUGGGGGUGACAUCAGCACUGUCGAAGUUGCUUGGAGAAACGACGGCAACAUUAUCUUGGCCUCUACACUUGGCCUUGCCGCAAAAAGAUACCAUUACGACACCUUUGAGUUUCUCCUCAAAUCAGACGCUCAGCCGGAUGUCACCAUUCACUUCAGACAGUCUGCCGCUUUCAAAAGACGUCUAUUUACUCUGCAAUUCCCCAGAUUCGUUCAGCUCUGCCAAGAGUAUGGAGUCAAGGACAAGAUUCCAAAUAUCCAAGCCAACCUUGACGAGGUCCUUGUCGAGGCGGUUAAGCUGAACCUCAAACUCAACAUCUGUCAACGUUGGAUGGACCUCGGAGCAAACCCUACUGGCCGAGUUGGAAAGAAUUGGAACCCCGAGACAGCCUUGUCACUUGCAAUUCUUUCUGGCUCUAUCGCAGUAGCCAAGGCCAUGGUCUCGCGAGGUUGUGAGCUGGACCUCCCGAUUCCAGGUCAAGUACCCAACGAUUGCCCCCCGUGGCAACACCGUCUGGAACCAUGGAAAUAUAUGCCAAUGAUUGCCGCUGCAAGACGCUUGGCAUCAAAGGGGCAGACUGACAUGAUCGAACUUCUCCUAGAAGCUGGCGCUGACCUCAAUAUCAAGUGUCGAGUCUGGAUUCAAUGCUGGCUGGACUAUGACGAUCAGACACAGCUAGUCGUCACCCCACUGUUGAUAUACAUCCUCAGUGUCGACUUUUACAAUGUGACAGACCUGAAUCAUUCUCUUUUUCGGAUGGUCAAUUGGCUUUUGGACAGAGGUGCCGAUAUUCGGUUACCGGAUCGUGUCCAUACAGAUUACUCUUUGGGAAUACUAGACAUUUGGAGGCAUUUUAAAGGCCCCAAGUGCCUCCUAAACGAUGAACUAUUCACAAUCAUCAAACGGUUUCUGGAGAACGGCGCCGCAAAAAAUAAUGUGCCAGAGUGGCUAGCCGGGCAAGGGGUGUGUCCAUGGGAGCUUUUCCCUUUGGACAAUCCUUUCACUCCCGAACAGCAGGCUGUUGGUAUUGAACGGUGGAGCGUCAUUAUCGACUUGUUGCUCAAAGACGACAAUUUCGACGGCAAACUGUCCGGUCAUAUUAACGGCCUACUAAUGAAGCUUCUAAGUUACAUCAUGGAUUGCACAUUUGGGCGGGCUCAGAAAGCUCCUGACCCUUGCCCUCCUGAGCUUUUCACCAAGUUUUACGACAUCAGCCACCCUCUUAUGAUACAGAAGCUGCUGUCAAGGGGAGCCAGAAUCAAUGCAACUUCAUUAGCGCUCCCUGGUGGCCAGUCGAUUUUGAAUGUUAUGAGGUCCAAGUUCGAACGCAGGUACCAUCCCUUGCCUUGUCGAAUUGGACUUGAGCAAAAACAACAGCGAUCAUUCAUUAGCAUGCUUGCCAACCUCGGCGCUGCGCCCGUCUUUAUCCAAGAAGAGCAGUCGUUCAGAUCAAAGCAUCGUGACCAUGGGAUAUACCAACUAUGGAAAUGGGCAUUCCAAGGUGAAGUUGCGGACGAGGAGAGGCUGCUUUGGAACCCAAUAGCUGGGGCCCUGGUGGAUAUACCUGAUAGACUGGAUCCCCAGGAAAGAGAGGAGUUGCGAUGA